ACACUUAGAAAUUCGAAGUUUUUUUUCUUCUAUUCCUUCACUCGAACUUAAUGAAUGGGCCCCUAAGUGUUGUUUAACUGAACAAAAACGUGUUUAUCUCCUCUAAUAUUGAGCUUCUUUUUCCUGCCCAUAUUAGUGUAAUGUCAGGCUUCACACAAUAAAAUCUAAUCACAUUUACAUGAUGCAAGCUGUUUUCCCGAUCUGACAUCUCAUCCAAUGGUUUUGUAGCAAUAAAAUUUAGGUGGAUUAAUAUCAAACUGAGGCAGUGAUGGUACAUUAAAUUCAGAUUGAUUUGUCUGAAAUCCCAGCCUUUUGAAGCAAUCACAUUUGUGCACUUCUCUCAUAAUCCUCAUUUAAUAGCGAUCAUUCUGUACCAUCCAAUAAUAUCCUUUCGAGGGAUGAAGCAGGAAAGCCAAAUGGAGUUCAUUGGGAUAAUGCAGAGGACUGUGAUUCUUUGUUUAGUGGAUGCAGCAAUAAUAGCCCUGGAAAUCAGAUACACAAGAUUGGUAGAUAUUUGUGAAAUGACCCAGUCUCAUGGGAAAAGGGAUGUUUGCCAAGAUAUUAAAUGCUGUGCUUUUUGUGCAACCAAUUUAUGCUAUUUGGGCAUGUUACCGAUCCUGCCCAUCAAACUGUGUUUGCACUCAGGAACGAAGCUGCUCGGUUUUGUGUGAUCGAAUUGGACUCCCAGAGAUCCCCAAGGAAUUCCCUUGUGAAGCUUCUUUUAUUAACCUUGACAAAAAUAACAUCAAAUUUCUAUAUGAAAGAGCAUUUGGGACUCUGCCUUUAUUGAAAGAGCUCUCGCUGAGUCACAACAACAUAUCCUUCAUCACUCCGGGGGCUUUCAAAGGGCUUCCUAACCUGACUGAGCUGAAAAUGGCACAUAACCAGUACAUUCGCUAUUUGCACACUCGAACAUUUUCAGUUCUGAAGAAGCUUGUUAAACUUGACCUAGCCGACUGCAACCUUUUCAACAUCCCAGACAGAAUUUUUGUGGAACUCCCAUCUCUUCACCAGCUUAUCUUUUUUCAAAAUAAUUUCCGAAGUAUACCAGGUGCUAUCAGGGGAAUGGAGAAUUUAACUCAUAUUUACCUGGAGAGCAACAGAAUUGAAGCUGUGGCCUAUAAUUCUCUCCAAGACCUGAUCAACCUAAAGUAUCUUAACCUCCAAGACAAUAAAAUUAAUGUAAUACAUGACAGGUCUUUCCAAGACUGUCAGAAACUGGAAUAUCUCUAUCUUAAUGACAACUUAUUGAAUGAGUUACCAGAAAAAUCUUUCAAAGGCUUAAAGUGUUUAAAGAUGCUAAACCUGGGUGGAAAUUUUAUAAGGAAUGUGUCAAGUGCGUGGUUUCAGGAUUUAGUAGAACUAGAGGUUCUCUAUCUUGACCGGAACAGAAUAAGUUACAUUGAAGAAGGGGCCUUUGAAAACCUCACUAGCUUGGUAACGUUGCAUCUAAACAGCAACAAUCUAACCACUUUACCUUUUGAAGUGUUCAGACCAGUUUAUUUUUUGGGUAGACUUUUUCUCUUUAGGAAUCCCUGGGAAUGUGACUGCAGGAUAAAAUGGUUACAAGACUGGAUGGAUAACUAUAAACUUGUCCGCGACGUACCCUGCACAGCACCAGCAUUGGUGGCAGCCAUGGACCUGAGUAAUAUACUGUUUAAGAAGUCACAGGAUGGAGUCUGCCUGGACCCAACUGACCAAAACGUUACAUAUUUUGUCCCACUACCUACAGAUCGACUUCAGUCACCAAUGGAAACCAAACUAAGCAGCCUUAUCUCGAGGCUUCUCUUACCAAGAGGAAAUUAUGAAGAUCCUGUAAAUAUAACAGAUUCUUUAGACAAUACUACAUUAUCUGCUUGGAAGAACAUUGCAUCCUCCCUAGGUCUUUCAGUGCAAGCAAUGACCUACGUUUUGUGCUUUAUUCUAUCUGAAGUAUUUCUGCUGCUCUAAAUGGUCAGAACUUCCUCCUUUAACUAAGGAAUUGAAUGACAUUUGAUGAAAUAUACUAGACCAGCAGGUAUGUAGAGCCUCAUCUUUCUUAUCUCAGCGGACUUAAAUGGAAGGUAACAUGCUAUACUGGGUAUAUUUUCGUAUAUAUUUUUCUAUGAGGGAAAAAAUUGUAUCCAGAGGCUUUAUGCCAAAAGGGAGCAAAAUGGAACUACAUGGUUAAAGUCUUUUCCCAAAGGUAAGAAAAGUUCUGAGAAUACCUGAAUGAAUAUCCAGAAAAAUAUUGCCAUUAUCAUAUGGAAGAUACAAAUGUUUUCUUAUGAUCUAUUGUUGGAAACAUGGGUUAGAUAUUAUGAUGCUAUUUGUUGUGUAAUAACAGUAAUUAUGUCUAAAAGACUCAUAUCCCACCUUUUUUUUUUGGAAAUGUAUGGAAUAUUUUGAUACCAGAAAGUUUCUUGUGACUCCAGGUCUGCCAGGUUUGACUGAAUUCUGAACUGAAUUCAAACCCUCAUGGGGGAGAUUUAUCAACGUAGAAAUUCUAAUUUUCCAAUUAUGCUAAGAAAAUUGAGUUACUGUAUGUAGACGUCUAAGGGAGUCGUCUAUGGCAUGUUUUUCAAUUUGAGUUCUUCAAAUUUUUCUAAGCAUCGAAAACGAGUAAAAAUUUAAACUAUUCCAGUUUUUUCAAAAAAUUUAUUUAUAGUUUAUCUGAAAUAGGAAACACCUCUAACAUGACACAAAGUUGAAUUUUGAUAAAUAAGCACAUUAAAGUUAUUUGACUUUA
Messenger RNA from Xenopus laevis (African clawed frog), 2728 nucleotides. RefSeq names its product nyctalopin S homeolog (gene nyx.S). The record is from RefSeq and is a predicted model, not a curated record. Bases 535 to 1950 code for a protein of 471 amino acids. Lineage: Eukaryota; Metazoa; Chordata; Amphibia; Anura; Pipidae. The transcript has 3 exons.